UGUCACCUUAACACUUCAAAAUUCAUCUCUCCCUUUAUUGCCGUGUUAUACACUUUUAUCUAUCUUCCCUUCUACUCAACAACAGCAGUUGGGGUUGAACUUCUCAAGGAACAUGUCUUUCACAGCCAUAAACGGCGAAAACAUAGACCCCCCUUUCGCAAAGCAGGACCCCGAUUCAAACGAACUCACCAUGACCCUAGUCAAAGAAAAGGACGAAAACGACUCGCCCAUCCCCAACCAAACCCCAGUGCCAACCCCCCGCAAGCGUACUCGCAACAAGACCACAACCAACGACACCACCGACGAGUCCGAGUCUGAACAGAACCACGAACAAACCUCACCCAGCAAAAAACCCAAACCCAAAUCCCCCUCCAAAUCACCCACCAAAAGAACCCCCGGCCUCGGCCCCAUCCCCAACAGCUACGAACAAGCAAGCAACGAAGACAAACUGCUCAUCCGCCUAAAAGACGAGAACAAGCCGUGGACCGAAAUUACAAAGGCGCUGGAGGAUAUCACGGGGAUGACGUUGGGUGCUGGGCUGCGGUCUCGGUAUGCGCGGAUUAAAGCGAAUUUGGUGGGGUUUGAGGAGGGUGAUGGUCCGAUUCUAUUCGAGCUCAAGAAGGAUAUUGAAGAUAAGCAGGAACUUGAGAAAUGGCAGAGGAUUGCUGAGGGGAUUGAGGCGAGGAGUGGGAAUAAGUAUCCGAUUACUACUCUGCAGAAGAAGUUUAAGGAGUUGAGUAAGGUCAAUGGAGGUGGUGCGGUUGCGGUCAAGGACGGAGAGUGAUUGAAGGACUCUGUACGGAGUACAGGAGCUGUGUUGGACGAACGAUGAUUGUCAAGAUUCAAAGGCAAGUCCAUUUAUGCUAAGGUAUCUCCAUGUAUCAACAA
This is a messenger RNA of Aspergillus glaucus CBS 516.65, 888 nucleotides long. RefSeq lists its product as uncharacterized. The record is from RefSeq and is a predicted model, not a curated record. Bases 113 to 784 code for a protein of 223 amino acids. The transcript is spliced from 3 exons. NCBI's taxonomy places the organism in Eukaryota, Fungi, Ascomycota, Eurotiomycetes, Eurotiales, Aspergillaceae.